This is a messenger RNA of Aricia agestis (brown argus), 4193 nucleotides long. It is a transcript of the gene chico, whose product is annotated as insulin receptor substrate 1. Gene Ontology annotation, biological process: insulin receptor signaling pathway. The record is from RefSeq and is a predicted model, not a curated record. Gene Ontology annotation, molecular function: phosphatidylinositol 3-kinase binding; insulin receptor binding. The coding region runs from base 674 to 3139 and encodes 821 amino acids. Gene Ontology annotation, cellular component: cytosol; plasma membrane. The transcript has 15 exons. Lineage: Eukaryota; Metazoa; Arthropoda; Insecta; Lepidoptera; Lycaenidae.
AAGUAUCCGAUCUAUACGGUACUAUUUUUCUCGUAAUCGCCGUUCGAAAUAAAUGACACGCAAUAGCGAAGAACCAAUAAAAAACGACGCGCAAAUACAGGAAAUUUAUAAAUCAAGUGCAAAACAUAGAAACGUGUCCGUGUGUUUUGUUUUUGUUAAUCAUCUAAUAGGAAUUUUUAGUGACAGUGAAGAGUGUGGUGGCAAAGGGAUUGUUUUGGUGAUCGGGAAGGCAUGAGCGCGGCGUGACUUCCAUGCCCUGCGUUCCUACGGAAGGGCGUGCAGAUUACGUUUACUAUGAAUGAUUUUAUCUCUUUCUAAACUUGUGUAUCUGUGAAUGACCGAGUGUAACAGCGAGCGUACCGAAUUAUGGAUUAAAAAACAUUUGUUAUUGUAUUUGUGAAUUCGUACUGCAUAAUUGCGAAGCGAUCGUCGUUAGCUGGGACGAAUUUCGUUAUUUCGGCGGCGCGUAUCAUAUGGCGCCUGGUGGACUAGACCUAAUGCGGUGGUGUUACGUCGCAAGAACGGUCGACCGUUUUACUAUUUACGCACAAUUGAAAAGAGAUAGUACGUAUUUUUAGUCGCGUCGGCGGCGAGUCUAGCGACUUUUAUCGUUCGUAAACAACUUCAAGGUUAUCCGUCGCGGUCGCGCCUGAGCUGAUGCAGAACCGCUGAUAUGGCCGCGAACGCGGAGGGUGGCGCCGUGGUGCGCCAGGGCCACCUUCGGAAGUUGAAGACGAUGAAGAAGAAGUACUUCGUGCUGCGCGCGGAGACCUCGGAGAGCUCCGCGAGGCUGGAGUAUUACGAGUCGGAGAAGAAGUUCCGCUCGGGGGCGGCGCCGCGCCGCGUACUGCCGCUCAAGAGUUGCUACAACAUCACCAGACGGUUGGACUUGAAGCAGAAGCAUGUGAUAGCUCUGUUCACCAAGGAGGAGCAGCUGUGCAUUGUGGCGGACAACGAGCAGGACCUGCACGCAUGGCUCACCUCCAUACUAAAGCUGUUCCGCUCUGACGAUGCCAGUCAGGAGCUCUUGCAUCCUAUCCAGCACGUGUGGCAAGUGAACGUGCAGAAGAAGGGUCUGGGAGCGACCCGCAACAUCCAGGGGCUGUACAACUUGUGCCUCACAGACAGCACCAUAACCCUGGUCAAGAUCAAGAGCCACAACCACGUCAUCAGCGACCUCGACAUACCGGAGCGAGUGCAGUACUCGCUGAAGAAUAUACGCAGAUGCGGCGACUCGGAGUGCUUCUUCUACAUGGAGGUGGGUCGGCAGACGGUGACCGGCGCUGGCGAGCUGUGGAUGCACUCCGACGACUCCAACAUCGCCCAGAGCAUGCACUCCACCAUAUACCACGCCAUGCGCAACUGUGCGAAGGAGACGGAGAACGAGAAGGACCACAUCGUGGUGCCCCGGACUUCGCUCCUGGAGGGCUCUAACCCUCUGCCGGCGCGCAGACAGACCUACUCCGACGGCCGCGGUCGCGCGGGCCUCUACAACGACAAGGGCCUCUGUGUGGGGUCGUGUAUAAGGCAGUGCGUGUGCGCAUCCGCCACGUACUCCAUAGACGACUCGGCCGCGGCCGUCGCGCCGCUCACGCCGGCUCACGCCGACAUGUCAUAUAACACACUAACCGACAAGCCCGACCAUCCGCCGAGGGUCAUUAAACACCACCGCACCGUAUCCCUGCCCACCGGAUGUCCACUGUUUCAAGAGCCGCUGAAGAUAUCGCACGGGCGGACGUGGUCCGCGCCACUAACGGGGGAGGAGCUAGAUCGAGCGAUACUGGAGAAAACGGCUAUGCACUCGUCGUGCAAGACCGUCAAUGGAACGGGCGUUGAGACGAAGAAGCCGUGGUGUCGCCGCGCGAGUACCGGCACAAGGUUUACCAAACUCUCGCCGGCGCAUACAAAGAACGCGCCGUCGAGGAACCGCUGCGAUACGAUGCCGUCGCGCGUCAGUUCGUACGAGCCGGAGCGGCCGCAGGCGACGAGACUGAACGAGCGGGCUGAUGUGACGGAGUCGUCGUGCGAGGAGAUCGACUUCGUGACGGACUGGUGUCGCACGCCGCGCAUACCCGAGGAGCCCGACACCGAUAUUAGAGACUUCACCAGUAUGCGGACGCGCGGCGGUUCCGUGGCGUCUGUGGGCGCGGACUCGACGGACGGGUACAUGCCGAUGGCGGCGGGCUCGUGCGGCUCCGUGUGCUCGGGCACGCCCUCCACCGACCCGCGCUUCGCCGAGUACACGCUCGAGCCCGCCACCGCGCACAUCGCCGAGCCCCGCGCCGCACGGGCGUACAGCGUGGGUUCCCGCCCCCCCGGUCGUCCGGAGCCACGUCUGCGCGCGUACUCGGCGGGCGCGCGCGGUCGUCCCGCCCCCCGCCCCGCGCCGCAUGCGCGUCCCUCCGCCGACGACCUCAUGGAGCUAGACUUCUCGCCCAGCUCGCCCGCCACUAAGGUGAUAGUGGCACGCACGCCGCCUACGGCCGGGUUCGCGGUGCCACGGCGUCCCAACGUGGACGAGUACGUGGACAUGUCGCCGCGCAACGCCGGCUACGUCGAGAUGAUGCCCGGUGACCUGCCGCCCGCCGCGCUCGCACACACGCCCGUCGCCGCCCCCGCGCCCGCCUCCGUGCCCGCAGCAUCCACGCCCAUAGCGACGCCGGACGGCUACGUGGAGAUGUCUUACGGGCGAGCGGCGACGCGUCCCAUAGCCAUCGGCGCGCCGCGGUCCGCGCCGCCCGCGCCGCAGUCGCCGCCGCAGCGCGCGCCGCUCGGCUCGCAGACCAUCUUCCACAUGUCGAUAGAGUCGCCCGAGUCGCCGCCCGAGCGGUCGUCGCCCCUCCCCCCGUCGCCGCCCCUCACUACUGUGCGUGAGUUGCAGGAGCGGCGCAGCCCCGAGCCGAUAGCGGGUUCGCCGCAGUACGUGACGCUGGUGCGGCCGCCGCCGCCCUCCGUGCCCGCCACGCCCACCGCGCCCGCCACGCCCACGCCCGCUUCACCUGAAGAUGCCAAAGAGGGCGCGCUGCACUAUGCGGCCCUGGACCUGCAACCGCAGCGCGCGGCGGCGGCGACGCAGCCGCACCUCUACACGCAGAUCGACUUCGUGCGCAGCGUGUGCGCACGCACGGACGCAACUUAGAUUAGAUAAGGAGCCGACGCGGCGGCGGCGCAGGCGGCGCAGUGAACGCUAUUUAUUUAGCUCUAUUUAUUACAGAUUGUCAAACAAUCACCGUUUAGAUUAUAAAGCCAAAGCGAACGGUACUAUUGUACGAUAAAAUUUUACAGUCUUCGACAUUUGCUAGGACGAAAAUAUCUUUCGAUUCUGAUUUAAAAUUUUCUUACUACCCGCGAAAGUGGGUCUCGGGAAAAUGGGCUCUAUCGUCAGACGAUAGAGUUCAGAGUCCCGUCGAUGCAGCUGAAAUGAUUUGUAAAUAUGUGUGAACGCGCGAAACGCUUUAACUUACUGCCAUUGAUAUAAUUAUAUGUAGAGGAUAUCACGACGAUAGGAAAUUAUGAAAAACACGCUAGGCCAAAUUUCAUUUACCUACCAGACCUUUUAUUAAUCUAGCCUGUUUCAUUGUAGUAAGACAGCUUAUAUACUAGUUUUAUCUCUGUCACUCGAUAUAAAACAAGACAAGACAUACCACAUUUGGCAGAAUACUGGGAAAUGGGAAGGCUUUUGAAAACUACUUUAUUUUGUUAAAAUUAUGGUUUAAAGUACAAAAUAUAUUAAUGCUAUGUUAACAGAUUUAUAUAAUUUGGCCACUCGGUAUAUAAAAGACAAUGUAUUAUAUAUAUUAUAUUAUUGUACUUAAUUUUAUGCGAUGAAAUUUUCAUAAUUUCCAAGCGCCGUCAGAGUAUGAAAGAAAGGGCAUCCAAAGCUUUAAUAUUGCAAAUUCUAUAUUCAGCUAAACUGACUGUCGGUCACUCACAUUGAAUGUCAUGUAUCUUGUAAGACAUAAUAUAUAUGCCAUUUUAAAAUACUAAAAUGCCUCUAAUAAAAGAAAUUGCAGAUUAAUUGUAUUAUACAAAUUGAUUGUUGUUUAAUGUAUGCCAAUAAAAUAUAAAUUGUUUGUUAUGCCAAUAAUAUAUUUAAAAAAUUGUGGCAUAUUAUAUCUUGUGUCUUACUGGAUUUUGACGAAAACUUACACCGUAAGACUUUGAGUAGCUUGCUUCUGAUUAUACAUUGAAAU